This is a messenger RNA of Colletes gigas, 2894 nucleotides long. It is a transcript of the gene KAT2A, whose product is annotated as histone acetyltransferase KAT2A. Lineage: Eukaryota; Metazoa; Arthropoda; Insecta; Hymenoptera; Colletidae. The record is from RefSeq and is a predicted model, not a curated record. Gene Ontology annotation, cellular component: nucleus; histone acetyltransferase complex. Gene Ontology annotation, biological process: positive regulation of transcription by RNA polymerase II; chromatin remodeling. The transcript has 5 exons. Bases 426 to 2873 code for a protein of 815 amino acids. Gene Ontology annotation, molecular function: histone H3 acetyltransferase activity; protein binding.
UAUAGAGAAGUGGUUUAACAACUUAAAUAAAUUUGUAUAAUACUUUUAACUUUAGAAUUGAUUAAAAUUAAGGAAUUAAUGGGAUAGGUAGAGGAGAAUACAAAUAGAAAGCAUGGAAAAUAUAGAUCACGUGUAUGUACACACGUGAGCUUGUGUGUUUCCAAGUGUUGAGGAAAACAAACUGUCACUCGUUCUCUUUCUCGAUCCUCUUAUUGUUUAAAAAAAAAAACUACGUUAACAUCUUUUUAGGAAAACGGUAAACACUGAUGAUGUUCAAUCUGUUUUAGUAGCGGCAACGCCAGUGGAUGUAUGGACGAUGUUCCUUAACCUUGUAUGCAUGUUUAUAGCAUUAUAAAUAAUCGUUGAAGUUUGUAAAUUACUAACAAAUAUGAUAUUUAUUCUAUAAACGUUUUGUCUAAUCAAACAUGUCGACCGAGGAAGGAACUCGCAACGCAACUUUGCAGCCUCUGCAAGAGAAUAACCAAUCCGUAAGCAGUAGUUCGCAACACGCAGGGAACAGUAGGGAAUCGAACGGUGCCAGACCCCAGGAGCAAAGCAGUCGACAAAAUAAUCUCCAAAGGAUACAACAGAGGAAGCAACAGAUGUUGAAUUUACCCCAAAUGAAGAAAAUAUUGAAAAUCGCGACUUACAGCGCGUGCAAAGUCGACGAGUGCAAAUGCGUCGGAUGGAAGAAUCCACAGUUACUGAUCAAGUCACCGAAAAGCGACACGCAACCGAUUAUAAACUUUUUCGAUCCAUGCAAAAGCUGCACGCACGUUUUAGAGAAUCAUGUGUCUCACCUGACCAAUCAGUCGGAGGAUGAGAUCAAUAAAUUGCUAUGCAUGGUCAUAGACGCGGACAAUAUCUUUCUGGGAUUGCAAAAAGAGGAGGAUCCGGAUACAAAGAAAGUAUAUUUUUACUUGUGUAAACUUUUAAGGAAAUGUAUACAGUCGGUGACGAAACCUACGAUAGAAGGUCCUCUCGGGCAACCGCCGUUCGAAAGACCUAGCAUAGCAAAAGCAGUAAUGAACUUUGUCGCGUACAAAUAUGGCCAUUUACCGCAGAGGGACAUGCAAGCUAUGUGCGACAUGGCUAAGAUGUUCCUGCACUGUUUAAACCAUUGGAACUUCGACCCUCUGAGCGCCAGGAGAGGCACAAUUAGCGUGGAAGACGCUCCUGCUUAUAAAAUCAAUCAUACGCGAUGGCUGGUAUUUUGCCACAUACCAGCGUUCUGUGACUCUCUGCCCCAUUACGAUACUUCAUUAGUUUUCGGACGGACAUUCGUUCAAGCUAUUUUCAAACCAGUAUCCAGACAAUUACUGGACAAAUGUCACAGCGAGCGAGACAAAUUAGCCCCGGAAAAGAGAGUGAUAGUAUUGACGCAUUUCCCAAAAUUCCUCUCGAUGCUGGAGGCAGAAAUUUACUCGGACAAUUCACCGAUCUGGGAUCCCGAUUUCAAGCAGGUGCCCCCCACUUAUUUGCAGACUGCGUUGGAAUCAAAAUCGAAUCAAGGGAGAAGAACAGGGGAGUUCGAGAAAGUUACGGUCACUCCGAACGACAAAGAUAAUUACACGACGAUCAAUAUAAGUCCGGGCAUGAAAAAGAUUCACGAGAAAAGGUCGCAUUCCGAGGGACGUUCGGACGUGAAGAGAAGAAAAACCGAGGAAGUAUUUGAGGAUUUGCCCGAGGAGACUGUUGCUGAAAUCGUGGCGACUAUCAACGACCCUAAUUACAUGUGUGGACCCGAUGCAGUAUUCCCACCGAACGUACCGCGAGACGAAACUGCCAAGAUCGAGGAGAGUAGAAAAAUUAUAGAAUUUCACGUUGUUGGGAACAGUCUGACACAGCCGGUUUCUAAACAAACGAUGCUUUGGUUAAUCGGAUUGCACAACGUGUUCAGCCAUCAGUUGCCUAGAAUGCCAAAAGAGUACAUAUCGCAACUAGUUUUUGAUCCUAAACACAAAACAUUGGCCUUGAUCAAAGAUGGCCGACCAAUCGGUGGCAUCUGUUUCCGAAUGUUUCCGACACAGGGCUUCACAGAAAUAGUAUUCUGCGCGGUUACCAGUCAAGAACAAGUAAAAGGCUACGGUACACACUUGAUGAACAUGCUAAAAGACUAUCACAUAAAGAGCAAUAUAUUACAUUUCCUCACGUUCGCGGACGAGUUCGCGAUCGGAUAUUUUAAAAAGCAAGGCUUCAGCAAGGAUAUCAAAUUACCACGAUCUAUGCAUCAGGGAUAUAUCAAGGAUUACGAGGGAGCAACGUUGAUGCAUUGCGAAUUGAAUGCUAAAAUUGUAUAUACAGAGUUCACCGCGGUCAUACGAAAACAGAAGGAGAUUAUUAAAAAAUUGAUACACCAGAGACAGCAAGAGAUACAAAAGGUUCAUCCUGGCUUAACGUGCUUCAAAGAAGGCGUUAGAGGGAUUCCUGUCGAAUCUAUUCCUGGUAUUCGAGAGACCGGCUGGAAGAGUUAUGCUCAAACGAGAACGAGAGGCGUAGCUAAAGGCACACCAGGCCCAGAACCGAUGGAAGCGUGCUUGGAUAUUACGGACUCGUUGUACAAUGCUUUGAAGAAUGUUUUGAACAGCGUUAAGAAUCAUAGUACAGCCUGGCCGUUUUUAAAGCCUGUCGACAAAAACGAUGUCCCGGAUUAUUACGAUCAUAUUAAAUACCCCAUGGAUCUGAAGACUAUGACCGAUCGACUGAAGGCACGGUACUAUGUUACAAGGAGAUUAUUUAUCGCAGACAUGACACGGAUUUUUACAAAUUGUCGCUUGUAUAAUAGCCCCGACACCGAAUACUACCGAUGCGCCAACGCUUUGGAGAAAUAUUUCCAAACGAGAAUGAAAGAAAUUGGCCUGUGGGAUAAAUAGAAUUAAUUAUUUACCUUACAG